AAAACAAAUCUCUUGACAAGAGAGACGUACUUAAUUUUUUUUUUGUUCAUUUGAUUUAUUUAAGAUUGAUAAUGGCUUAUCAGUGCAGAGGUUCAAUUAAAAAUUUACUGACCGCACUUAUUGUACUUUCGAAUUUUAUUUUCACAAUUCAGCAAGAUUCUUGCUCACUGCCUGAUGGAAAACGAAUAUCAACAUGUAUUAGAUUGCAUUAUUGUGACUCCUUUCAAGCUUUGAUAAAGCAGCACAGUGGAAGACCACCACAAGAUGUUGUUCGAAAUAUAAACUCACAUGUUUGUGCAGCUGGUGGUUUUGUAUGCUGUCCAGAUAAUGCAAAAUCAGCACCAGUCACAACAACAACAGUUGCUCCCGUAGUAGUGACAUCAGGAAAAGAUUCAAAUUUGCCAAGAAGUCCAUCAGAUUUAAACUCAGUCAGAAAUCAUCCAAAUUUUAAUUUAAUUAAUGAUAAAACUUGCGGAGUGUCGACAACAAAUAGGAUUGUUGGAGGUAUCGAUGCUGAUCUAAAAGAAUUCCCAUGGGCUGUUUUACUUGGAUAUCAACUUCUUGACACGUUUGAAUGGGGAUGCGGUGGAAGCUUGAUAAGUAGUCGAUUUGUUUUGACUGCUGCUCACUGCAUUACUAAUGAUCUGAAUGCAGUUCGACUUGGUGAGCACACAAUAUCAAAAUCAACAGACUGUGAUACACUUGGAGCUUGCGCUGAUCCUGUUCAGGAUAUUAAAAUUGAGAAAAAGAUAAAACAUCCUGACUACAAGAGAUCAGCUGGACAGAAAAAUGACAUUGCUGUUUUAAAAUUGGUUUCACCUGCUGAUACCACGAAGAAUAAUGUAAAGACUAUUUGUCUUCCUACAACUGAUGCAACGGAUAUUGAUAGAGUUAAGUCUAUGAGGACACCACUUAUUAUUACAGGAUGGGGAAAAGUUGGAAGUGGAAAUCAAGCUGACAUUCUUCAAAAAGCUUAUGUUCCUUACGUCGAAAACAGUGACUGCGUUAGUAGAUUUGCACCUUACAAAAUUGAUAUUUUCCACACAUAUAUAUGCGCUGGUGGACAUAACAAGACGGAUACUUGCAAAGGUGACUCAGGUAAGGUUAACAAAGCCUUAAAAACCUUCUUCAAAAUUAAAGCAACCUAAUUUCAGGCGGAGGAAUCUCAGGAUAUGUAGCAUCAGGAGGAAAAGCUAAAAUUUAUCUUUACGGAGUUGUUUCUGGAGGAAUCAAAUGCGAAGAUCCAAAGUUAAUAUUUCCAGGUAUCUACACGAAUGUUAAAUACUACUUGAAUUGGAUAUUGGACAACAUGAAUUGAUAUGGAUUAUAAAUCAUUGGCUGAGUGACUUUAUUUAUUGGGCUAUUGUUGGAUUUUAUUUGAGUCUUGUAAGUUUGAAUUUGAUAUAAAUGAAAUAAAAUGAGAAGUUGAGACUCAAGUUGGAAGAAGUUG
This is a messenger RNA of Chironomus riparius, 1450 nucleotides long. NCBI's taxonomy places the organism in Eukaryota, Metazoa, Arthropoda, Insecta, Diptera, Chironomidae. The record is from the annotation of a GenBank genome assembly.